AUGCNCUGCGAGGGCGAAGACGGGCUAGACGCUAAAAUUUCCAAUAUUAAAAGCCAAUGUCAGCAGCAGAGCAUUCCUUAUCUAUUUGCAUUGCGUCGGCGGCAACUGGCAUAUGCCUUAUUUAAAAAAGCUCCAAUAAGUUGUGUUGCUAUACUUGACUAUGAUGGAGCUCGUGAAGUAUUUUCCAAAUUGUUGGCAGCAUUGGUAAAAGCUCGGCAAUCUUAUGAAGAUCUCACGUGAUGCAGGCUGGAUUCAGCAAUGCUACUACAACAAUGUAACGUUGACAACUAUCAGGAAAGAUUCGAAUAAAUAAUAACCAAAUAUCGUUAUGCAAAGUUAUUAUAAUUAAAAUACACUACUUGUCAAAACGCGCCUAAUAUCAAAAAAAAAAUACCAAAAAACUUCGAUUGUUUCUUUUCCAUUUUUUUUUUUUUAACACAUGUAAAUAUAUAUCUGUACGUACCUUUGUAUAUGUCUGUUUAAAUAUGAAUGAAAAAUUCGAUUAUUUUAUAUUUCUCGGAAUAUUGAAAUAUAUUUCAAAUUAAAAAUAUGACCACGCGAAAUUGUUAUUCUUCGAAUUAAACUUAAAUACUUAUCCCAUUUCCUGCUAUAAAUUAUUUAUAGUUUCUUGAUUACAACUUAAAGUCAUAAAAAGUUCACAGAAA
This is a messenger RNA of Rhagoletis zephyria (snowberry fruit fly), 665 nucleotides long. It is a transcript of the gene Sbp2, whose product is annotated as SECIS-binding protein 2. The record is from RefSeq and is a predicted model, not a curated record. Gene Ontology annotation, molecular function: selenocysteine insertion sequence binding; ribonucleoprotein complex binding; mRNA 3'-UTR binding. Gene Ontology annotation, cellular component: ribonucleoprotein complex; mitochondrion. NCBI's taxonomy places the organism in Eukaryota, Metazoa, Arthropoda, Insecta, Diptera, Tephritidae.